CAGCCUGCCUGCCUGCCUGCCGUCCACCUCGGGGGAGCCUCGGUCGGGGCCAGUGAGAGAGCCAUGGCCCAGAGCCUGCCGAGCAGGGAGCAGUGUGAGAGCUGGGACCCAGCCGAGGUGGCCAGCUUCCUGAGCCAGAAUGGGAUGUGGGAAUGUGCCUCUACUGUGAGCAGAAUGAACAUGGAUGGAAGCUGGUUUCUGAAUAUCACAGACAUCGAUCUCAGCAAAUUUAGUCCUAUACACAGACCGCAACUACAGAAGAUGGUUCAGGACAUCAAAAAGAAUGAUGACAGUAUCCUCAACAGACUGAAAAGGUUUCAGAAUGAGCAAGCAGCUCUCAUUCGCAAAACUGGAAGAAGUACAUUGGACCGGAUGAAAAACAAGGCACCUCCUCGAUUACCUGCACGAGACUACAGAGAGGACAAUGGAGACGGGAGGAACUGUUCCGAAUCAGACUCCGACAAUGACACAUAUGAGGACCCACAGGCUGAGCAUGAUGACAGCUAUGAGCCACCACCAUGUGAGAGAGUUUUCAACCCUACCCCCUCCAUGUCUGCACAGAGAGGAGAGUACGCAGACAGGUGCCCCAGGAGACCGAGCCCAGCCCCUCGCAUUGCUCAGCGACACCGAGCCCCUAUUCCACCCAUCAAGACCCACUCAGAAGAGGAGGAUGAGGAUUAUGUCAAGCCAGAGGCAGCUACGGACGAUGACUACAUUGAGCCAUCAGAUAAUUCUCAGUGCCCUCCUGUGAACAGAGUUAUCAAGCCAAUGAGGCCCCGUUGUGUACCACCACAAGGUACUUUUACAGAUGUAUAUGAGGUUCCGGACACAGAUGAUGGCGUUUCAAAAUCAAGGUCCAGUUCUCAUCUUCAGCCUCCCCCACAGAGGAUGCCCCCCAUUCCCAGCCCACGACUGCAUAAGCGGAAGCCAGCACCUCCGCCCAAGCCAGAACCUGUUGAUGCUGCUGCUGAUGAUGAUGAUAAUGAUGAUGAAGAAUAUGAGAUCUGCGAUGGAGUUGAAAAUAUGAGUGUGAAGACAGACAAAUUUUCCCCUACACUUCCCAUGCCUCUACCAAGGGAACCGAGGAGAAAUCUACCACCAAAACCGAAAACACCAAGCAUUCCAGGCAAAGGCCAUGAAGCUUCGCUCCAUGGACGGCCAAGUCCACCAGAACCCUCACACAAGGGUUUCCACCUGGCUAGGUUUCCUGUACCUCAGGCAGGAACAGAGCAUGAAAGUAGAGAAUCAGAGGAGAAAGCCAAUGUUCUCAAGAAACCCUGGUAUGCUAGCACAUGUGACCGCAAGAUGGCUGAAAAAGUGUUGUUGCGUGCAAACAAGGACGGAGCGUACCUGGUGAGAAAGAGCUCGGGGCAUGACACACAACAACCUUUCACCCUGGUGGUGUUCUACAAUGACCAUGUCUACAACAUCCCCAUCCGCUUCAUCCCUACCUCACAGCAGUACGCCCUGGGCAGGGAGAAGAUGGGAGAGGAGCAUUUCAGCUCUGUCUGGCACAUCAUCGAGCACCAUCAGCGCAACUCUCUGGUUUUGAUUGACAGCCAGAGCAACACCAAAGACUCCACCAAGCUGCUGCAUCCCAUCCAGGUCUGAGAGUGUUGACCUGGGGCUCCAGCAGAGGCCAGAAGCAAUAUGGCUCCGGACGUCUGGACUUACCUCCGAAAAGGCCAAUGUACAGAUGAACUGUGUCUGAAACUGACCAAAAACUUUUCUUAGUAUAUACACAGACCAUGACUUGACUCGGAAGUAUGGAUAUACAGUAUGCAUGGAUGUUUUGAUGUACCGUAUAGUAAUGUAUAAUAAUACCAGGGAUGACAUGUUUAAACAGUGCACAUGUACAUUCCGUUGGACUGUUAACAUUGCUAUAUGUUUUAUAAAUUUGAUUGCAGUUUUCACA
Sardina pilchardus (European sardine) is the source of this 1915-nucleotide messenger RNA. RefSeq names its product B cell linker (gene blnk). The coding region runs from base 64 to 1611 and encodes 515 amino acids. Gene Ontology annotation, biological process: intracellular signal transduction; cell surface receptor protein tyrosine kinase signaling pathway. Lineage: Eukaryota; Metazoa; Chordata; Actinopteri; Clupeiformes; Clupeidae. The transcript is spliced from 25 exons. The record is from RefSeq and is a predicted model, not a curated record.